UCCGGCCUCUCGCCGCGACUCCAACAAGCUGUAAGUACACGUACUGACGAGCGAUUUGCCUAUUGUAUACUCACCCUCCAUCCCCCUCCAUCCCGACGCAAAUAAACGUCGCUCGCACGCACGCACGGCUCGCUCGUACGUUCGGCAUCUCUCUCCCUGUCACACACAUGCAAUCUCGGCGGCUUCGCUGCUGUUAUGAAUGUUACCAAAACGCAACAAUCUGUCGACCUUCGAUAUUUCUCACGCUGUGCGUUCUUUUCAAACCCGCCCGUUUCGCCACCAACACAAUACACGCCCAAGCGCUUGCCACGCUGCCUUUCCCUCUACUGCGACCUUUGAGGAGGGAUAGUGGGUAUUUCCGGAGCCAUUCCCGCUCGCCAGCCGCGAAAUGUCACGACUGCUGGCGGCUAUCUCUCCCCAUGUCGGGCGUAAAUCUUCCCUGUGCGUAGUUUUGCUGAUAUGCCAUUGCCUUGGUCUUAUAUUACCACCAAAUACACAUCAGUUUCUGAACUCUGCAUCCUGCCGUUGGAGAUCAUCAUCACGCUUUUCCUAAUUUUCCUGGGCCUCCUGCAUGGCUCUACACAUUGCAUUAGGUUUGCCUUUAUCGAGUACGAGGACUCGCGCGACGCCGAGGAUGCCUUUGAGCGCAUGCACGACCAGUACAUUGAUGGCGCCCGCAUCUCCGUGCAGUGGGCCAAGCGCCCGCCUGCCCGCUCGUGGCGCUACGAUGAGGAGGAGGAGCGUCGCCGUGGUGGAAGCAGCCGCCGCCGGUCGCGCUCGCGCUCGUUCUCCCGGUCCCGCAGCCCGUCGCGUCGCGACCGUCAGUCCCGCAGUCGCCGCUACUCGCGCAGCCCCGCGGAGCGCGACUACAGGCGCGAGCGCACGAGCGGCCGUGGUGGCCGCGACGAGGAGAGGCAGUACAGCACCAGCCGCCACCGCUCCAGAUCACCGGUUCGCUCCCGCUCUCCCGUGCGUUCCCGGUCCCCCAUGCGCCGCUCGUCGAGGUCUCCCGUGCGCUCCCGGUCGCCUGUGCGCUCUCGCUCGCCUGCGCGUUCUCGCUCGCCUGUGCGCUCCCGGUCGCCCGUGAAUGACCAGCGCAUGGAUGAGCCGGCGCACGAUGGCCGCGAUGAUGUCGAGCCGAAGCAGGACCACGACUCCUACGACGACAACGCCGCUGACCAGUCGCCGGCGCACAGCGACAACUAAAGCGGGAGUAGUUAUUUUUCAAUAUUUAGCAUCGUGUAAAAGCCUGCCUUCCC
Molecule: messenger RNA, 1259 nt
Organism: Linderina pennispora
Lineage: Eukaryota; Fungi; Kickxellomycota; Kickxellomycetes; Kickxellales; Kickxellaceae
Exons: 1
Coding region: 460-1206 (248 amino acids)
Biological process (GO): mRNA splicing, via spliceosome
Cellular component (GO): nuclear speck
Molecular function (GO): RNA binding
Source: RefSeq, a predicted model, not a curated record